UCUUUGCGACCUUCACCUUCCCUUGUGUAGUUGCGUGUGUAUAAAUAUACACACACACACUCAGACCUCAGACCUCAAUGGUUACAGAAACCCCCAUACUUGCCAUAAUCAAGUAGUGGAAGAGUUAAUCUGCGCGCGCGCGACUCAUGGGAGGCGCAAGGUGGUGCCUUGGUGCUGAACUCUGGACGCCCAAGGUCAAGGUACACUCCUCGGCCUCCUGUUCGUCGCAGCAGCGGCUACUCCUACAAGACAAGCCGGCCGCCGGUGCUCCUCCGGCUGCGGCGGCGGCCGGCGAAGGCCAAGUCGUCAAAGACCAAGGGGAAGGGGAAGAGCACAGGAGCCAGCAGAGGGAGGUGUUCACCAUCUGGAUGAAGUCGCUGGUGCUCAACGGGAGCGGCUGCACGGUCUUCGACUCCCGCGGCCGCAUCGUCUACCGCGUCGACAACUACGGCUCCCACCGCUCCGUGGACGUGUGCCUCAUGGACAUCACGGGGAGCGUGGUGCUCCAGGUCCUCAAGAAGUUCCGGAGGUGGGAGGGGUACAGGUGCGGCGGGUGGGAGGAGCCCGACCAGAGUGCGCCGUGGUUCACGGUGGUAAGCAACAAGUGGGGCCGCGGGCCGCGCUGCGAGUUCAGGAGCGACGGCCACGCGGUGCGCUACAAGAUGGACGGCGGCAGGCGGCGGCAGCAGGCGGCGCGCGCCUCGUGGAUCGUGGACGACGCCACCGGGCUGGCGGUGGCGGAGGUGAAGAGGAAGCUGACGGCGACGGGGGUGUCCCUGGGCGAGGACGUGCUGACGCUGGUGGUGGAGCCCAACGUGGACCACUCGCUCAUCAUGGGGCUCCUUGUGGUGCAUGGCCUCAUAAACCACUCCAUGUGAGCAUCGCACCGUACGUGCAGCAGGGACAGGGUGUAAUUAUCUUGUUAGAUGCAUGCUCAGAUGCAUCCUGCAGAUCAGUGUAAUUUCUUUCUUGCACUGCUGUUUCUUCUUUCUUUCUUUCUUUCUUUUUUCGAUAAGGUUUCUUCUUUCUUUGGAAAACCUUGUGGCGUGAUUAUACAGUAUUUGUUUAGGCAUGAGGUCUGCCAAUCAAUUAAGCAAGAAUAAGUUUAUGUUCAAUCA
Molecule: messenger RNA, 1118 nt
Organism: Triticum dicoccoides
Lineage: Eukaryota; Viridiplantae; Streptophyta; Magnoliopsida; Poales; Poaceae
Product: protein LURP-one-related 11-like
Exons: 1
Coding region: 147-878 (243 amino acids)
Source: RefSeq, a predicted model, not a curated record